This is a messenger RNA of Cajanus cajan (pigeon pea), 2496 nucleotides long. RefSeq names its product Pentatricopeptide repeat (PPR) superfamily protein. Lineage: Eukaryota; Viridiplantae; Streptophyta; Magnoliopsida; Fabales; Fabaceae. The record is from RefSeq and is a predicted model, not a curated record. Gene Ontology annotation, molecular function: protein binding.
CCAGGUUCCCCCAGAUUUACACAAUCCUAUUUGUAUUGGUUUGAGUGACACAACACAAGACAUGAUGAACAUAGCAAAUGUAACAGACAAGAUAACCUUUGAAUUUGCAGAGCUAACCAUGACUCUGAACCUCACACACUCCACACUCCCUCCUUAUUCUUCCACUUCUCUCACUCUUUCGAAACCUUUCUUUCUCUUUCACUCCAAAAUCUCAACCUCAUCAUCACUCUCCAAAACCCUAUGUCUAUGUGCAUCACCAUCUAACACACCAACCGCCAUUUUCCUCCCAUAUCUCCAACAACCAGAACCAGAACCAGAACCAGAACCAGAAAAACAUGAACAAAAGUUCAUAGAAACAGUAGAAGAAGAAGAAAAAGAAGAAGAAGCACAUGACCCAGAUGAUCCAAUCUACAAAUUCUUCAAAACUCGCACAAGGGUUUCCUCCCAAGACCCUGGAAAAGAAGGAAAAUUGUCCCUUCAGAAGAACCGUCGCAUCUCAUGGCACCUUGCUUCUGACCUUGUUGAAGAAGAACCUGAAACGGGUUUGGAGGAAGGGUCCUUGUUGGUUGAGGACAAGGAAGAAACGGUGUGUGAGAAGAAAGGUUUGCCUGAGGGCAUUGUGGGGGAAAUUGUUCAUCUUGCAAGGAACUUGCAGCAGAAUUUGACUUUAGAGGAGGUUUUGAAUGAGUAUGAAGGAAGGGUUAGUGAGGAAGAGUGUUGGGAGGUUUUGAGAGUACUUGGGGAGGAGCACCUUCUGGUGUGUUGUUUGUAUUUCUUUCAGUGGAUGAGGUUGCAGGAUCCCUCGCUUGUUACACCUCGGGCUUGUACUGUCUUGUUUCCUUUGUUGGGGAAGGCAAGGAUGGGUGAUAAGUUGAUGGUUUUGUUCACAAACUUGCCUUCCACCAAGGAGUUCAGAGAUGCUCAUGUUUACAAUGCCGCCAUUUCGGGUCUUCUUUCUAGUGGCAGGUAUGAAGAUGCUUGGAAGGUGUAUGAGUCAAUGGAAGCUGAUAAUGUUCUUCCAGAUCAUGUGACGUGUUCUAUCAUGGUUAUUGUUAUGAGAAAACUUGGCCAUAGUGCAAAAGAUGCAUGGCAAUUUUUUGAGAAAAUGAAUGGAAAAGGAGUCAAAUGGGGUGAAGAAGUCCUAGGGGCAUUAAUAAAGUCAUUUUGUGUUGAGGGUUUGAUGAGUGAGGCUCUCAUCAUCCUAUCUGAAAUGGAGAAGAAAGGUGUUUCUUCAAAUGCAAUUGUGUACAAUACCCUGAUGGAUGCAUAUUGUAAAUCCAACCGUGUAGAAGAGGCUGAAGGCCUUUUUGUUGAGAUGAAAGCUAAAGGGAUUAGGCCAACUGAAGCUACCUUUAACAUUCUAAUGUAUGCGUACAGCAGAAAAAUGCAACCUGAGAUUGUUGAGAAGCUGAUGGAUGAAAUGCAGGAUGUUGGCUUGAAGCCAAAUGCCAAAUCAUAUACUUGUCUUAUCAGUGCAUAUGGGAAGCAGAAAAAGAUGAGUGAUAUGGCUGCAGAUGCGUUCUUGAAGAUGAAAAAAGAAGGUAUUAAACCCACUUCACAUUCUUAUACAGCUCUGAUCCAUGCAUAUUCAGUUAGUGGCUGGCAUGAGAAAGCUUAUGUGGCAUUUGAAAACAUGCAAAGGGAAGGUGUUAAACCUUCCAUAGAAACCUACACUGCUUUACUUGAUGCAUUUAGACGUGCUGGUGACACCCAAACAAUGACGAAAAUAUGGAAGUUGAUGAGGAGGGAGAAAGUUGAAGGAACACGUGUGACAUUCAACACUCUUGUCGAUGGUUUUGCUAAACAUGGUCACUACAAGGAAGCAAGAGAUGUAAUAUCUGAAUUUGGGAAUGUUGGAUUGCACCCAACAGUGAUGACAUACAAUAUGCUGAUGAAUGCAUACGCCCGAGGAGGGCGACACUCAAAGCUGCCAGAGUUGUUGGAAGAGAUGGUAGCUCAUAACUUAAAGCCAGAUUCUGUAACUUAUUCAACCAUGAUAUAUGCCUUUCUUCGUGUUCGAGAUUUUAGGCAGGCAUUUUUUUACCACCAGGAGAUGGUUGAGAGUGGGAAGGUGAUGGAUGUCAAUUCUUACCAGAAGCUUCGAGCGAUUCUGGAUAUGAAAGCUGCAAUCAAAAACAGGAAGGAUAGGAGAUCCCUGAUUGGUGUAGUUAGAAAUAAGAUGGGUGUUGUGAAACCGAAAAGAAAGAAGGAUGGGUUAUGGAAGUACAGGAAAAGAAAUGUGAAAAACGGUAGUUCUGAUAUUAGUGUAAAGUAAGUUAUAGAUGCAGUGCCUUGUAAGAAUUGUAAGUUCAAUUUUGACUCUUUUUUCAUUUCUCCAAAUGGAUGACAUCAAGAUUUAUGCAGACAUUGGGAGUGAUUAUCAUUUGAAAAGCAAAAUGAAACAAAUUAAUGAAGUAAUAGAUGACCCUAGUCUCCUCUAGAACAAUGUGAAUGCAUCAAGAUUAAUAGAUGACCCUAAUUAAUUUUUUCUUUCAA